Messenger RNA from Macroventuria anomochaeta, 1653 nucleotides. RefSeq lists its product as uncharacterized. NCBI's taxonomy places the organism in Eukaryota, Fungi, Ascomycota, Dothideomycetes, Pleosporales, Didymellaceae. The transcript has 6 exons. The record is from RefSeq and is a predicted model, not a curated record. Bases 1 to 1653 code for a protein of 550 amino acids.
AUGGCUCCAGCGCUGCCAGAUGACAUCUUGCACGUGCUUUGUGAGGAGUUGGCAAAUCUUCGACAAUUUGACACACUCUUCAACUGCGCUUGCGCCAGCCGUGUGUUAGCAGCACCUGCACUUACUAACCUGUAUCGGUCACACCACGAGGCGCCGAUCAGAGGUGGGGGUGACGAUGCCCUAGGUAUUCCACUUGGUCAAAAGCUUUUGAUCAUCCAGCGAUGGUCCAUCCUAUGGAGAUCCAUCGUCGCCUCCAGUCUUGAUGCCACUUUGUUCCCAUACUGCCGUUACAUCAAGACUCUAGACUUUCGCGAUCUAGGAAAUCUCUUUGGUGACGAUCAGUUCCGCAACAAAAUCGCGAAGCAGUUUUUCUCAGGUUCUCUGAAGCAGUUUGAAAGAACAUAUUCAUGGAAGAAUGCUUCGGGGAAGAAGAUAACCGGUCUGAUGGACGCUGAUACUAUCGAAGCUAUCGGAGAAGCUGUCACUCAACAUACGCCCAUGCUCGAAACGAUAAGUGGUGAACUAAAAUCAGAUGCGCUCGUCCGGUGGACCUCUCGACUACCUCGUCUACAGAGCCUGGAACUUUUCGACGGCAAACCCCUUGAGAACCCAUUGGUACAUGCAUCGCUCCAUGAGUAUUGUUCGAAAUUCAAUACGCUCAUGAUCUAUACAUGGUCGCUAGCAGAUCUGUUGUCCGAUGACCGCGACCACAGAUUCGCCGAGUUCCUGAGCUCGAUGCGGGCCAACUCAUUGAAGUCACUCCAAACAAUGCAUGACAUAGGUGCUGAUGCAGAGACGUUCUUGGCACUGAGCCACCACGGCGACUCAUUGGAAGAUCUUGGAAUGUACACUUCGAAUGAAUCUUUGUCGCACUUGUCCAUGCUUCAAGGCUGUACGGCUCUGAGGCAGUUGCGCAUCGAAGACACUCAUGGCGUAGUAGACCUUGAGGCAACUCAGAACGAUGUAUUCUUGGAUACUAUAGCCUGGCUCGGGAAGUGCAAAGAUCUGCGGAGCAUUCGCUUUUCGAAUUUCGCAUCUGGAGCAGCUGUUAUCACCCCUGUGCUCUUGGAGCACGAUGUGCGGCUGGAGCAUUUGGAAAUCGACUCGUACAUCCUCAAAGACCACCAAACUUUCCAUCAAGCGCUGGUCCACCAGCAGGCGAAUCUGGUCGAGCUCUCCUUGAACGGCGACACAGAUGGGAUGUUCCGAGAUGAUAUCGAUAUACUUGUCGAUUCGUUGAAACAGCUGAAAGCGAUGCAACGACUUUCCCUUUCAAUUUUCGAAAUAUUCCGUGACGAGCACGUCAUUGCUAUCUUCCAAGAUCUGAAGCAGCUUGAGACAGUAUAUGUCAGUGGCUUGGAGCUUAAUGAUGUUGUCCUGCCGACAAUCGGAGGUCUGCCCAACCUGCGAGACGUCACCUUAUCGGGCAUCUCCAAAUUCUCCGUUGAUGGGCUCUUUGAUUUCAUCUCAAUGCUUGGUCCCGGAAACCAAGGCAUUCGUAUCACGAUCGACCAGGCGGACCCCAACACUGCGCUGACUGAAGAUAAUCAGACGGUGCUGGGUGACUACCUCGCGCAGCAAGUAGGAGGUGCAUUCGAUUACACGCUAUACAAAGAUCCAUACAUCUCGGAGUUCGAGGGGGACUCGGACUGA